This is a messenger RNA of Vitrella brassicaformis, 1369 nucleotides long. The record is from the annotation of a GenBank genome assembly. Lineage: Eukaryota; Vitrellaceae.
CUAGACCUGCAGGCACUGGUCCUCGCCGAUGGAUGUGAUGCCGCUGAUGAGUGUGACUGUCGGGAGGCCAUAGCCGAUCAGGCGGACUGUGUUGAUGCCGUACAAGUCGUGGUCGUGCCGACCCAUCACCACCUGCAUGGCCUUGACGCGCCUCGGUGCGUCGAACAACAGAUCCUGACAUACCACACAAGACACAACACGACACACAUGUCUCAACCGGCCUCUCCGUCUCUCACUCAUUGGCUGCUUGCCUGCCUGGUCGAAUGAUCCCUCGGUCCGUUCCCACGUGCGCAUGGGCAGCGCUAUCUCGUACUCGCAGGUCGCCGGUCUCUCUGUGCGGCGUGGGGUCUUGUCCUCUCUCAUUGGCGGCGGCAAACACGCGUCAGCCCAGCACUCAGGCGGAUCCCGCCCGGUAGCUGACAAUCGACACGGCAUCGAACGCACCUGGUAGACCCGCCCGAUGACGGCCAUGGUGUCGGGCGAAAGGAUGGGGAAGUCCUCCACCCACUGAGUUGCUGAUACCCAGACCCACCUCGCCGUGACUGUUGACCGUCACGUGGGAGUCCAAGCGGCCGGGGCUGGGCGGGGCUGACGCACCUGCCUUGGCGACUCAGUGCUGUGGAGAGACGGCCACGUCGAGAGGUCUUGACGGCGCACUUGCCCUCGAAGGUGAAGUACUCCAGCCGCAAACCCAGCAUUUGGUCAGCCUGGACCCAAGACCGUCUUGACGCCAAUCCUGAGUGAGCGAGCAACGGACAACGCGCACACAUAUCCACACACACAUAUACAGACAGACAUGGGUUGGAUGCGUGGCUCUUUGCACUGCUCUGCACGUGUUGUGUUGUGUUGUGUUGUGUUGUGUUGUGUGUGGGUCCCCGGGGGUUUGGACGCUUACUCUUGAAUGUAUCUGGUCAGUAGCUUCCACACACCCAUGGCUUUGUCGAUGGAAUGGACGCCAUUUCCAGCUCAUGGUUCUCACGGAUCUUAUCCACACCAACGAUGCAGCCGCUGCUGCGACGCCCACCACCUCUACCUCCUGCCCGCACUCUCGAGGGGCGCAGUAGGUCUGCACUGAUGCCGCUGGUCGGAGGCCGAAUGGUGCGCCGAGAGAGGGGAGGAGGUAGGGGGGCUGCUGAGUGUCUCCCUUGGUGGUAGAGCUGGCCUUGGUGUGUGGGCUGCUGCGACAUGGCACGCGGCUCGGCAUCUGCAGCGCGGAGACGGCACUCCUGCGGCCUGACACGAACCCACGACCACCUGCGACAGCCAUGAGAACAUGACAAGAAAUGAGAGAUGACCUCCGCCGUGUGUAUGUGUGUAUGUGUGGGUGGUCAGGUAAGGUACCUCUGUUCGAUACUAUGACGGCCCUCAU